CGACUACCAGUAAAACGUGGUUAACCCGCCUGUCUUAAAUCGAGUUUACUAACAGCUGAACUCAGGCCAACAUCCAACCACACGGUCCACGCUUCACGUGCUUCUUAGCUCAACCCUCAUAGUUAAUUAUUGCUUAUUACAAUCAGUGUCGGCGGACUUAAGAAGGUACUUUAUUCUAAAUAAGCUACGGGGGCCGUUUGUCCGGUUAAAUUCAACUUCCGUGCAGCGACGAGGAGCUGAAGAUGAAUCCGAGCGGAGCAGCCCGCAGCGGGAAGACUUUCCUGUUCACGUCCGAGUCCGUCGGAGAGGGACACUCCGAUAAAAUGUGUGACCAGAUCAGCGAUGCUGUGCUGGAUGCAUACCUGAGUCAGGACCCCGAUUCUAAAGUGGCUUGUGAAUGCGUGGCGAAGACGGGCAUGAUUUUACUGGUUGGAGAAGUGACGUCUAAGGCCAUCGUGGAUCUCCAAUCGGUGGUCCGAAAUACUGUGAAGAAGAUUGGCUACGAUGACUCGUCAAAAGGCUUUGACUAUAAGACGUGCAAUGUGCUGGUGGCGCUGGAGCCGCAGGCUGUGGAGAUAUCGGACUGUGUGUUUGAAGGAAGGGAUCAGGAGGACAUCGGUGCAGGGGACCAGGGUUUGAUGUUCGGCUACGCCACGGACGAGACGGAUGAGUGCAUGCCCUUAACCAUCAUUCUGGCUCACAAACUGAACUUGAGGAUGAAGGAGCUCUCGCUGAACGGAGAGUGUCCUUGGAUACGACCGGACUCCAAAUCACAGGUCACAGUGGAGUAUAGAGACAACAUGGGAGCCAUGGAGCCACUGCGCGUCCACACUGUGGUCAUCUCAGUACAACACAGCCCGGACAUCAGCCUGGAUGAGAUCAGACGCAAUCUGAUAGAGAAGGUGGUGAAGCUCGUCAUUCCCGCCAAGUACUUGGAUGACCGGACCAUAUACCAUCUUCUGCCAAGCGGGAAAUUCCUUACGGGCGGCCCGCAGAGUGAUGCAGGUCUCACAGGGCGUAAAAUCAUAGUGGACACGUACGGAGGAUGGGGUGGUCACGGAGGAGGGGCUUUCUCCGGAAAAGACUACUCCAAAGUGGACCGGUCCGGAGCUUAUGCGGCACGCUGGGUCGCCAAGUCUUUGGUCAAAGCUGGACUGUGCAGGAGAGCCCUCGUUCAGAUCUCCUAUGCCAUCGGCGUGAGCCACCCUCUCUCCAUCUCUGUGUUUCACUACGGCUCAUCGAACAGGGACGAAGAGGAACUGCUGCAAAUAGUACAGAAGAACUUUGACCUGAGGCCCGGGGUCAUUGUGAAAGAGCUGGGUUUGAAGCGGCCAAUCUACCAGGCCACCGCCUGCUACGGUCACUUUGGCAGAGAGGAGUUCCCCUGGGAGAAACCCAAGUCUCUGGUGUUUUGAGUCCCAAUCACAUUCCAGUCACGUCCUCAUAACCAGUCAUGAAACAAUCAAGAGUCACAGAAUCCAUAUAUAUGUCUAAACACUACAGAUAUGUUGCUUCUCUGACCUCAAACUGUGGGGCAGUGGUCAGGGCCUCUGUGAGAAAUUAUUUUUUUUAAUCAUGAUUAAGCUACUUUACUGUAUAAGAAACUAGUUAUUGUUA
This is a messenger RNA of Etheostoma cragini (Arkansas darter), 1617 nucleotides long. RefSeq names its product methionine adenosyltransferase II, alpha-like (gene mat2al). The record is from RefSeq and is a predicted model, not a curated record. The transcript is spliced from 9 exons. Gene Ontology annotation, biological process: S-adenosylmethionine biosynthetic process. NCBI's taxonomy places the organism in Eukaryota, Metazoa, Chordata, Actinopteri, Perciformes, Percidae. Gene Ontology annotation, cellular component: cytosol; methionine adenosyltransferase complex. Gene Ontology annotation, molecular function: ATP binding; methionine adenosyltransferase activity. The coding region runs from base 243 to 1415 and encodes 390 amino acids.